This is a messenger RNA of Fomitopsis serialis, 1239 nucleotides long. RefSeq lists its product as uncharacterized. The transcript is spliced from 6 exons. NCBI's taxonomy places the organism in Eukaryota, Fungi, Basidiomycota, Agaricomycetes, Polyporales, Fomitopsidaceae. The coding region runs from base 1 to 1239 and encodes 412 amino acids. The record is from RefSeq and is a predicted model, not a curated record.
AUGCGUUUUCAAAGCGACGUCCCCGAUUCCAGGCUCCCCAGCGGAACGCUCCAGACCCAUUCAGCCGCAGACUACGACUACGACUUCUAUAUCGAGUGCGAUGGCGCGCGAAUCGACGAAUACUACGUGAAGAAGGAGUGCAACAAUAUUAUGUCUUGUUUCGUCGCGAGCGUGCAAGGAAAGGCGAGUCCCACCCCCGAGCACCGCCUGCGGUGCAACAACAAGACGAACUGGUGGCUCGCAGUGCAGUGCAGCAUCGACGGGCGAUGCAUCGUCGAGAAGUGCGGGUGUCCGCCGCUGCAAGACAGCCCGGCCUUCCAGAUGCGCGCGGGGGUGAACCUGAUCCUGCCCUUCCUGUUCAAAGAGGUUGCCCUUGCCUCCCCCGACAUACAAUGGAUGGUCCCGGAUCCCAGCCACCUCGGCCUCAUCGAGCUUCGCGUGUGGCGCUGCAGAGCGGGGCAGGCGCGUCCUUGGCCACACGACUACGUGCAGUCCUCCGUCGACGCAGCGCUGUUCAAGUAUGCAGUCUUGGUGGGCGAGCAGAGUAAGGCGAUGCACUGCACAGUACUCGGUUCGCCAGAGCCUGUGCUUGACAACAUCCCGACCGCGAACCACAUCGUGCGUGUGAUCCAGUUCCUCGGCCAGCCCAUGAGCAGUGUACUCAACCAUGCGUCGUUCCCAAUAGAUAUGCUGGGAUCAAUACGUGCAAUGACACGGCCGCUAAUCCCUCAGCCGGUCGCUCCGACGCCCGUGAGGCUGCACCACGGCCAGCUUCAAGGGCCAUGGCCUCAGGCCCCCGGUCAAUACGUGCCUCGUCUCGGGAGCAGCGGCCCCCAUUUCCAGGCCGGACCGUCGCAAUAUGCACCAGUCGCACCCGCUGCGUCCCGGCCGAACAGUAUCAGCAGUGUGGGCAGCUUAGCCAGCGCGGGCCCGUAUCCCUUCCAGGCGCCGAGUCGCGCAGGGAGCAUCUACGCACCCUCUGAGGCCCAGUCCAUCGCAGUGCGGCCUCCGAGCAGCAAGCCGUCCAUCGGCGUCGACGGAGACCAAGAUGAGGACGACGACGACGCUGAGGUGCGCUCGUUGAAGACCGAGAUGAAGGUGAUAGGCUUGCAGGUGGAGGAGAUGUCUGAGGACAUGAAGGUUAUGAAGAGGCAGCUGGACCGGAUCGAGGCGAAGCUCACCCGCAUCGUCGACCGCCCCUCGCUCGUUGCUCGGACGCAGCCUGCAAACAGCACAUAA